Molecule: messenger RNA, 1326 nt
Organism: Vicia faba (fava bean)
Lineage: Eukaryota; Viridiplantae; Streptophyta; Magnoliopsida; Fabales; Fabaceae
Source: the annotation of a GenBank genome assembly
AUGGCAACUUGGGUUUUAUCAGAAUGUGGUUUAAAGCCUUUUGGUCCAGUAUUUUCCAAACCAAGAACUGGUUUUGCUGUUUCCAACAACUCAAAGGUUAGAUUUUUAGGCACAAGCAAAGGAGUUUCGGAUCUCAAAUUGCAAUUCCAACAAAAAAGUUUUGAUUUUAAGGAGAAAAGAAAAUGGGGUUUGAAUGUGAGUACUCCUUUGAGAGUUGAGUCAAUUGAACAACAACAGGAGGAACUUCCGGAGUUUGAUCCUGCUUCACCACCACCUUUUUCAUUGGCUGAUAUAAGAGCAGCAAUUCCGAAGCAUUGUUGGGUGAAGGAUUCUUGGAGGUCUAUGAGUUAUGUUUUGAGAGAUGUUGUUGUUGUUUUUGGUUUGGCUGCUGCUGCUGCUUAUCUUAACAAUUGGAUGGUUUGGCCUCUUUAUUGGGCUGCUCAAGGAACCAUGUUUUGGGCACUUUUUGUUCUUGGACAUGAUUGUGGUCAUGGCAGCUUUUCAAAUGAUGCUAAUCUUAAUAGUGUUGUUGGACAUUUCUUGCAUUCUUCAAUUCUUGUUCCCUAUCAUGGAUGGAGAAUUAGUCAUAGGACUCAUCACCAAAACCAUGGCCAUGUUGAAAAUGAUGAAUCUUGGCUUCCGUUGACAGAAACAUUAUAUAAGGGUUUGGACACUAUAACACGUUCUUUAAGAUUUACAGCUCCUUUUCCAUUGCUCGCAUAUCCUGUGUACCUUUGGACCCGGAGUCCUGGUAAGAAGGGUUCUCAUUUCCAUCCCGGCAGUGACUUGUUUGUUCCAAAUGAGAAAAAAGAUGUUAUCACUUCUACGGCUUCUUGGUUGGCUAUGGGGGCUUUGCUUGUUGGAUUGGGAUUUGCAAUAGGUCCAAUUCCAUUACUCAUGCUUUAUGGAGUUCCUUAUGUUAUCUUUGUCAUGUGGUUGGAUUUCGUGACAUAUAUGCACCAUCAUGGUCAUGAAGACAAAUUACCUUGGUAUCGUGGAAAGGAAUGGAGCUAUCUUAGAGGCGGACUUACUACUCUUGAUCGCGAUUACGGAUGGAUCAAUAACAUUCACCACGACAUUGGAACUCACGUCGUUCAUCACCUUUUCCCUCAAAUUCCACACUAUCAUUUAGUUGAAGCAACCGAGGCAGCUAGGCCUGUGUUCGGAAAAUAUUACAGAGAGCCAAAGAAAUCUGCUCCUCUUCCAUUUCACCUUAUUGGAGAAUUUAUAAGGAGUCUAAAGAAAGAUCAUUUUGUUAGUGACACUGGUGAUAUUGUAUAUUACCAAGCAGAUCCUGAACUUAGUGGCUCUUCUGAUGAAAAUUAA